Engraulis encrasicolus (European anchovy) is the source of this 2505-nucleotide messenger RNA. RefSeq lists its product as uncharacterized. The transcript has a single exon. The record is from RefSeq and is a predicted model, not a curated record. NCBI's taxonomy places the organism in Eukaryota, Metazoa, Chordata, Actinopteri, Clupeiformes, Engraulidae. The coding region runs from base 109 to 1215 and encodes 368 amino acids.
GCCUAGUGAUUGGCUAUGGCUUCCGCGGACCUUCAAUGACUGACUCUUCUAAUUGGACGAUAUUGAAGUUACCGGAAGUGAACAGCAGGUUUCGGCAAAAUAACCACUAUGGCGGAGGUCAGAAUGGUAAUGGGGAGAAAGGUGUAUAAAAUUCUAAAAUCAGGCAGUUCACAUUCUCUCCCCGAUUCGAUUUGCAUGGUCGGACAAAGUAGGACUUUGGGCACAGUGUCGAAUGCUCUAACACUGCGGGAAAUCGAGGAGGUAACCCCAACAGCUCGGAUAUUCAACAAGGAGGCACCGUGGCCCACUACCACCACAUCACAAGAGCACGGCUCCGAUGUCGAAGUGGAUAUCCUCAGGGAUAGCAACAGUGGAUUUGUGUUUUGGAAGCGGUCGGGGAUAUGUGUAUCAGAGGAUAAAGGAAAGUGCUUAAGCUGCAGAGGCAAACUAUUGCCUUACGAUCCAUCUGUGAAGAGAAAUACUCGUGGAUGCAAUGGAGUGACCAUUUGGUGGAAUCCUGGAACCAUACAUCAGAAAAUACACAUCUUCCGAAGCAGGCGGGAUCUGACGAGGGCCUUCUGUACGCUUAGAAAUGGUGCAGGCAAAAUUGGGGUCAUCAGUCCACCGUUGGUGUUGAGAAGAUGCUUCAGCAACACUGGCUAUGACGAUGGGCCCCUGUUCCAAAACAAAGCGGCCUAUUACGAAAUCCUCGACGUACCAAAAUCAGCAACACAAGCUCAGGUAAAGACGGCCUACUACAAGCAGUCCUUCAUCUACCAUCCAGAUAAAAAUGCAGGAAGCGAACACGCCAGUCGUAAAUUUGCACAGAUUAGCGAGGCGUAUAACGUCCUGGGGAAUAAACAUCUACGGAGGAGAUAUGACCGCGGUAUCCUGACACAGUCGGAUCUGCAGGGUGCGAGCCGCCCUUCAUCCAGGGAGUCGGCGACAAGUGGUCCUGUUCAGCAGAAACGGCCCCAGAGUGCCGUCGGAGGCGUCGAUAGCAAAAAGAUUUAUGACUUUGACCAGUUCAUCAAGUCACACUAUAGCGAGCAACUCCAGCGAGAGAGAGAGUUCCGGGCACGCAAGGAGGAGUAUGUGAAGAAUAAAGAAGCGGGUGUUCAGGGGAGGGAGCUUGGCAAGCGGGCAGAAGUGUACGUGGGGAUGCUUGUAGCGUUGGCAAUGGCUCUCUUCCUCAGUGUCAGCUCUCCGAAAUAGCAUUGUUCCUGAACUCAAGGCCUGUAUCAUUGUAGUCCUGUUUCACCUGAUAUCGGACACGUUUGGUUUACCUCGAGGGACACAGUGAUGACGCAGAGAGAUGAGCCCAUGUAGGCCUUCUCCUUUCUGCCUGUAUCUUCUGUAAAUUGUGAAUUAUUUAUUUCUAAAAACGAGCUUCUGAAGUCAUAAAGGCAUUUGACAGAAGAUGCCUGUACCAUCGCAUCAUUGUCAUUUGACUGUGUUCAAUAACUAUUUUAUUUCAAUGGCUUAUGCUGUAAAGGGAACGGCAGCAGUAUUUUUCUGGGCAGCUGUGAUGUGAAACUGCAUACAAAAGGGUGGAGUGCAGGAGUGAUGUUUUGGCCUCUGGUCCCUUCCGUCUUGAGCUGUGAUCUGGGCUGCGUUUCCCAAAAAUCUUAAGUAGUACAAGUGCCUCGUACUCAUACAUCAGAAAUAGGUCUCACAUCAUUACUAAAAGUUAAUACAUCAAAUAUUUUACCUCGCACAUGCACAUUGUGCAGGCAUUUUAAUUGUAUGUGUGAGAGAGAAAAAAACAUUUUAUGUAGGCCUAUUCAAUUAUUGUAUGCAUAAACUUCUAGUGAUGUGAUAAAUUGCCGGGGGGGGGGGGGGUCAUACUUAAGUACUUCUUAGGCUUAAGUACUAUUUAAGAGUUUUUGGAGAACGCAGCCCUGGUCAAUAGGGAAUCGUCGAAAAGCACGCACACACACUUAAACUACUUUAUGAUAAAGUCAAAAUGUGCCUUAGCUCCUACAGUAGCCUAACAGGAGUAAACAAUUAACAACUCAAUAAUAACGAUCCAAUAAAUAUGCUUAGGGUGAUAACACGGUAAUGCGCCCUGUUAUUACUUUACAGACCUACUGUAUAAUAAGAAUAGGAUAGACAUUAACACACUGGUAGAUUUCUCACUGUAAAAUGCCUGGUUCUACCCCACUCAAUACUCUGUUCACUUGGUCUGUUCUUUAGUAUUGUGCAAUAAGUUACCUCAUGCAAGCAUUUGUAUAUGAUGACUUGACCCCAAAGCCAAUGCUUGCUGUAUUUUACAGUAACUUAACUUGUCAGAAGUAAGAAUUAUUGAGUAUCUGGUGGAAUGUUAUCCUCAAGUUGGGAUUGGUAAUGUUAGUGCCAUGAGAGAAAAAUGUCAACCUUGUGACUCGUCUCUGUAAUAUAAAGAUCACCCAAAGCAAAUUAUUAUUAUUAUUACUUUGGUUUUCCCACACAAAGGGAAACACACCAUGGCGAAUAAUAAAAGCAUUGGUUGACCAUGAGCAUUUA